This is a messenger RNA of Closterium sp. Naga37s-1, 1335 nucleotides long. NCBI's taxonomy places the organism in Eukaryota, Viridiplantae, Streptophyta, Zygnematophyceae, Desmidiales, Closteriaceae. The record is from the annotation of a GenBank genome assembly.
AUGGCUAGCCUUCGAUACCUGUCAGUGCUGCCAGUGCUGUCAAGCUUUCUUCCUCCUCUCCCACUCCUCUCUCCCUCAUCUUUCCUUCCUCUCUCCCUCCUCUCUCCCUUCUUCCUUCUGCCUCUCUUCUCUACUCCCACUUCUUCUCUCCCUCCUCUCUGCCUCCUCAUUUACUCCUCUUUGUCUCCCCCCUCUCUCCCCUCGAUACUUCCUUUCCCUCCAAGGCUCAUGUGGCCGCUCAUUCCCAUUGGGCUGUCAAAGGCUGCUUUGACCGACUCCCCUCCCGACUUUCUCCUGGAACUUGUUAACCUUGAGGAACUUGAUCUUACCAACAACUGGUUCUCUGGCCCCAUUCCCGAUUUCCUAAUCAACCUCCCGCUGAUCAAGUCACUCAACCUGGCAAGAAAUUACCUCACGGGUCCUAUCCCUGAUGACAUUUCCAAUGUUGCGGGUGCAGUCACCAUUGAUUUGUCAGGCAACUCUCUUGAUGGCUCCAUUCCUGCUUCCAUAUUCCACCUCCAUCGCCUGCAAAAUCUGGAUUUGAGUAACAACCAGCUAUCAGGGCCACUGCCUACCAUCCUUAGUCGAGCCACCUCUCUCUCCCACCUGUCAGUCCCCCUCCCGCCCAUCAGUCCCCCUCCCAUGCUUUCGACCUCAGCAGCAACAUCUUCUCGGGAUCGCUGCCUUUGGGCUACAGCCGCCUCUCACAGCUAUCCACCCUGUCAGUACCACGCAGUCCCACAAACUCAAACAAACAACCCCCCUCCCCCCACCCUUCCUCCUCCCCUUUUCCUCUCCUCCCCACACGUACCUCCCCCCGCCCCUCUUCUCCACCUUUUCAUCCUCCCCUCCACCCUCUCAAACGCCGGUGGGAAAUACACGUUUCUGCCUCAUAGAAACCUGAGCUUCAACCGUCUGUCGGGCACACUCAUUCCAUCCAUCAGCGCCCUCACUGCUCUGCAGGAGCUAUCUCUCUCCAACAAUGCUCUCACAGGCUUUAUUCCAGCAGCAGCCAUCGCACAGAUUCCCAACCUGCAGAAGCUGUAUGCACGCCACCACUUGCACCCCACCGCUUGCACCACACAUUCACAGACUCUUGCUCUUAAUUUCUGUCCCUCUCCCUUUUGCUCCCUUUCCCUUUCCACCGUCUCGCUUCCCCCCUCUCCUUCCCCACCCUCUCCCUUCCCCCUCUCCCCCUUCCGUGCUCUCCUUUCCCCUCCUCUCCUUUCCCCUCCUCUCCCUCCCCCCUCUCUUCCUUCCCCAUCUCUCCCUCCCCCACCUCUUUCUUUGCCCACUCUUCCUUGCCCGCUGUACGUGUGCACGGCAGGGACCUGA